CAUAUACGCGGGGGAAGGGCGUUACAGAAGCGCGAAGUGGAAAGGGCCAAUCGUUCUGAACAGUUGAGCUACUUCAGGGCGGUUUUCGUCAUACAUAUAGAUUGGAUACGAUGACAACUGAAUCAACGUGUUUACCUGAAAAGUUACGCGAUGCAUUCCGCCUUGUUGGCGAGAAUGCCAAGUCGUACCGCCAUCAAUACGCGAACAUUUACUACCUAAGACUGGAACGACUUCGAGAAAUAGUAUUAAAACGUGCGCGAAGAAAAUGGAGUGAUGUGGCAGGGAAUCCCGCUCAUGUUCCGAAGAUAUUGGAUGUGGUGAAGGGAGAUUUAUGUUACAUCGUAGGUACCAUAUAUAUGGAUAUGCCACUCAAGCCGAAUGUCCUCGCGGACAUUGCAAAGGAGCACUGGCUCCAAGCCCCAACGACCUUCGAAAAGUAUGCCUCCCCCCAUGAUCGUAUCAUGCUCGAAGACGCAUCCGGCCGCAUUCAGCUUGAAGGCGAUGUCAUUCAACCAUCAAAAUUGCGAAUCGUCACUGGGGUUAUUAUGGCUGCGUUGGGUGUUGAAAUGGCGGGCGGAACGUUUCGUGUCGUGGAUGUUUGUUUUGCUGGGAUGGCACCGCAAAGAGUUGGAAGGGGGUUAGAUAGAAGCGAAGAUGCGAUGCAAGUCGACGAAGACUCUCGGACGGAAAACGGGGAUCAGAAACCCGAAUGGGUGGCCCUCGUUUCUGGACUUCGUUUGAACUCGAACGAUAUACCUCCGGGCCAAGAAGAGGCGUCCGAUAUUCGAUUGCAACUGCUCAUCGAAUAUUUACAAGGCGAAAUGGGGGGUGAAGAAGAACAAGGUUUGAGCAGACAGUGCCGUGCCCUGAUAAUAUUGGGGAAUUCGAUCGACGUACCAAAAAAGAGUCAAGACGACCCGAAAGCUUCAAAACGAUACAGCACGGCAACAGCAUGGGACCCAGCACCCCUUCAUCGACUUAAUGCAGCCCUUCGCGAACUAUCCUAUUCCCUCCCCAUUCAUAUCCUCCCUGGUGCGACAGAUCCAGCAGGGGCCAUAUUACCGCAACAACCCAUGCCGAGAUCGAUGUUUGGUUUUGGUGGUGCACCAGAGGCGGCGAAAGAGUCGAGGGUAUUUCGGACAGAGAGUAAUCCUACUUGGUUGGAUUUCGGUGAUGCUGGAAUGUUGGCUACGGCAGGGCAGCCAAUUGACGACAUCUUCAAGUAUGUUGAGACAACGGAUCGGCUAGCUGUCGCGAGGGACACUUUACGGUGGCGCCAUAUCGCUCCGACAUGUCCGGAUACCUUGUGGUGUUAUCCGUUCUUCAACGACGACCCAUUCAUUGUGACUCAGUCACCAAGUAUAUACGCAAUCGGGAACCAACCUCAACUCGAGACUGAGCUGGUACUCCGAAGAGAUGAGGAUGGUAGAGGAGAGGAACAGAGUGAGAUUAAGACCAGGGUGAUCUUGGUGCCAUCCUUUGCCGAAACCGGUGAUAUGGUAUAUGUGAAUACGAGGACGUUGGAGGUGAGGAGCAUUAGUUUUGCGAUUGAGCAUGGAUGGGCGAGUGGGUGAAUUGAGGAUUUGUGAAGUUAUUCUUCAAGUAUAGUACCUGAUAUGCCGGUUGGGGACGGUUUAGAGCCGGCAUUAUAAUCAUGGGAUGUAGAUGUAUUCUUCCCUAUAGCUAUACCAUUUAUUCCUAUGUGUUCAGACUUUGUG
Cantharellus anzutake is the source of this 1718-nucleotide messenger RNA. RefSeq names its product DNA polymerase alpha/epsilon subunit B-domain-containing protein. Gene Ontology annotation, molecular function: DNA binding. The transcript is spliced from 8 exons. Gene Ontology annotation, cellular component: delta DNA polymerase complex. The coding region runs from base 111 to 1574 and encodes 487 amino acids. NCBI's taxonomy places the organism in Eukaryota, Fungi, Basidiomycota, Agaricomycetes, Cantharellales, Hydnaceae. The record is from RefSeq and is a predicted model, not a curated record. Gene Ontology annotation, biological process: DNA strand elongation involved in DNA replication; DNA replication.